AUGGCGGAGACCCCAGCUCUCCGUAAACACAAGAAGUAUGAUUGGAAGGAUUCGAACCUGGCCUUGUUUGGUUCCAAACUAGAACACGACUUGAAAAAAGAAUCAGCGGAACAUGAACCAGCUUGGGAGAAUGCAGGUAAAGAAGUGGGGUUAAAAAUCUGGCGGAUUGUGAAUUUCCAAGUGACAGACUGGCCGGAAGUGGAUUAUGGGAAAUUUUACGAGGGCGACUCCUACAUAAUUCUCGAUACUUACAAGAAAUCCGGAAGCGAAGCACUCUACUACGAUAUUCAUUUUUGGAUCGGACAAUACAGCACUCAGGACGAGUACGGCACGGCAGCCUACAAGACAGUGGAGUUAGCUACAUAUCUGGGAGGUACACCCAUCCAACAUAGGGAGAUCCAAGAACACGAGUCGAAACAGUUCCGCAAGUACUUCGUAUCUAUCACGUACCUGAAAGGCGGUGCUGAUAGCGGUUUCCGGACUGUAAAGGCAGAUGAAUACACUCCCCGUCUUCUUCACUUCCACGGAGAUAGACGCGGCGUCACGGUGAAAGAGAUUCCCAGGGACAAAAAUAAGUUGGAUUCGACAGAUGUUCAUAUACUGGACCUCGGGUUAGAGCUGUACCAAUGGAACGGCAAGAGUAGCAACAAGGACGAGCGAGUCAAGGCGAUGCAGUAUAUAGUGGAUUUAAAAGAACAGCGUUGUGGGAAGGCUGUGUCGGAAGUUCUGGACGAGGAAUUCACCGAGCCGUCACAUAAGUUCUUCACGUACCUUGAUCAGGUAGCUGAAGAUGACGAUGACCAGUCCUAUGAUCCAAAGGAUACCAUUAACGAACUAUACAGGUUAUCUGACGAGAGCGGUUCGAUGUUCUUCAGCCUAGAGAAGACGGGGUCAGUCACACUGAAGGAUUUUGAUGGAAAGGACGUGUUUAUAUUUGAUACAAAAACGGAAGUGUUUGUGUUCAUUGGAAAAGAUACGUCUGCUGAUGAAAGCAAGUUUGCCAUGACGUAUGCACAUACGUACCUGAUGAAAACUGACCAUCCUCUCGUCCCUAUAAGCUGUAUCUUGGAGCAAGCUGUCGACGCUGCCUUCAACUUCACUGCUGCAUUGGCAGCCUAA
Ylistrum balloti is the source of this 1119-nucleotide messenger RNA. Its product is annotated as gelsolin-like protein 2. Bases 1 to 1119 code for a protein of 372 amino acids. Lineage: Eukaryota; Metazoa; Mollusca; Bivalvia; Pectinida; Pectinidae. Gene Ontology annotation, molecular function: actin filament binding. The transcript has 13 exons. The record is from RefSeq and is a predicted model, not a curated record.